Messenger RNA from Emiliania huxleyi CCMP1516, 165 nucleotides. RefSeq lists its product as hypothetical. The annotation marks the transcript as partial. Lineage: Eukaryota; Haptophyta; Isochrysidales; Noelaerhabdaceae. The record is from RefSeq and is a predicted model, not a curated record. The transcript has a single exon.
GGCACGCCCUUCCCCGGCGCGGAGACGGCCAAGGUGCCCCUCGCGGAGCUGCUGAGCGCGGGCGUCAAGCAAGAGCCGGUCGAGGUCUCCUUUGGCGAGGGGCUGUCGCUCAAGCUCGAGGUGGCGGGCUUCAAGGAGAAGAAGGGGUGGUGCCAGUGCUGGUAA